Messenger RNA from Populus euphratica (Euphrates poplar), 566 nucleotides. RefSeq lists its product as uncharacterized. The coding region runs from base 27 to 566 and encodes 179 amino acids. The record is from RefSeq and is a predicted model, not a curated record. NCBI's taxonomy places the organism in Eukaryota, Viridiplantae, Streptophyta, Magnoliopsida, Malpighiales, Salicaceae. The transcript has 3 exons.
UUUUGUUGCAUCACAAGAACUUGUUCAUGGAUAUACCUCCCAAUAAAACCAUGAGCCAGAAAGAGGCAGGGAAAGAUCAAAAGGAUAAGAUUGUGGAAGCAAGGGCCAACACCAACAGAGUAAUCAUCAGCAUCUACUCUGAAUCUCCGAGAAAACGUUUACAACAAAAACAUAAUCCCGCCACCAAGAAAACCAUGAGAACUCCUGGCUAUGAUCGCCGGGCUCAGCUUCUAUCGUAUGCCAGCGAGCUAAGAUGCGCUGGUUCCGAGCCCAUGGAGUGGUCCAGACGGAACUCUAGGCCCAGGUCAAAGAAAUGGAAAUGGUCAAGCGGACCAGCUAGGAUUCGGGAAUCAUUUCUUAGAAUGUGUCAGCAAAAAGACAGGCAAUGGGGGUACGAGCGAAUUGUAACAGAAGAAAAUGGUGAAGCAGACCAGUUGUGGGGCUCGAAACGCAAUAAUAGCAGGAUCCAAACGGGAGUCUCCGAUAGCAGACACCCCAGUUUUUGUAAGAAAUUGACGUGUAUGCUCAAGGAUUUAAAAUGUGGAUUGCUGUGCAACAAGGGGUAA